AUGCCGGCAAACAGACACUCUACAAUGAUAUCAAACAUUGUAGAAUCAGUAAAUGCAGUCACAAAGGCAGCUAAGAAUUACCCCAUUGUAUUCCUGCUGGAUUUGUGUAUGUGGCCUAAAUUGAAUUAUGCAUGUGAUUAUAUCAUAGGUGUCCGAGACAUGGAAUUGUUUUCCGUGAGCGAUGAAAGGUCCACCUUUGUUGUUGACAUUGAGCAACGUACAUGCACUUGCAAGAUGCUGCAGGUCGAUCUGAUGCUGUGUCCACAUGCAUUGGUUGUAAUUGCACAUACGAAAAGGGAUCCAUAUACUUACUGUUCUUAUUAUUAUACAAGGGAUGCAUAUGUAAAUGCUUACGAAAGUUCGAUAUAUCUUGUUGGAAAUCCAGAUGAAUGGAGAGUGCCCAUUGAAGUAGAAUUUCAAAUUGUUUUAGCUCCUAACCAGAAGCAGAGUUCUAGAAGACAACUGAGAAGAGGAAGAGAUCAUCUAGGGAAGGGAAAACCAAAAGUAAGAUGUGGACGUUGUGGUGCACAUGGUCACAACCACAGGAGAUACUCAAGUUUGGUUCCAUUAAGUAAGAACGAUUGA
This is a messenger RNA of Olea europaea var. sylvestris, 585 nucleotides long. RefSeq lists its product as uncharacterized. Gene Ontology annotation, molecular function: zinc ion binding. NCBI's taxonomy places the organism in Eukaryota, Viridiplantae, Streptophyta, Magnoliopsida, Lamiales, Oleaceae. The transcript has 3 exons. The coding region runs from base 1 to 585 and encodes 194 amino acids. The record is from RefSeq and is a predicted model, not a curated record.